Molecule: messenger RNA, 318 nt
Organism: Enterobius vermicularis (human pinworm)
Lineage: Eukaryota; Metazoa; Nematoda; Chromadorea; Rhabditida; Oxyuridae
Source: the annotation of a GenBank genome assembly
UUUUAUAAAAUUUUUAGGUAUGUCUUGUGAGUCCCCUAAUUUAUCUGCCACGACUUUCUCUACAACAGACGCGUUUUUCCACUUUGCCACCACUUACAUUGUUGAAUUCACGCUGCACUGUGGAAAUAAUGUUAAGGAUAUGGCUGUUUACGCAGUGGUAAACGGCAAAGUUUACCAGGCAGCAGUAUCAGAAGAAACAUCUAAAUAUCAAAUUUCCUGGCAAUUAGAUCAUGACCAGUCCGGAUCUCAAACAUUUGAAGUCAUGAUUUACGAUGAAGACGGCUAUGCAGCGUACCGUAAGGUAAGUGUACGAUAACA